CCCCAACUCUGAGAAGCCAAAACGCUGGGAACUCAGCUUGCUAGAACCCCCACAAUCUUACAUCCGUCGCGCAGUGAUGAUGUACCGCGAGCGUUACCAUGAGGGCGGAGCCAAGCGCAGGAAACUGCCGUUUUGAUUGGUUUUCAGUCUGGCGCGGGAUCUCCUGGGAUCCGAAAGAAAUUGCCUUUCCGGCCGGAAGUCGCCGUCUUCGACUCAUAGGCGUGAGCCGCGCCGGGGAUGUGGGAAUAAGAUGGCGGGGAAGAGGAAUGUUCUGUCAUCUCUGGCAGUUUACGCGGAAGAUUCAGAGCCCGAGUCUGAUGGCGAGACUGGAAUCGAGGCGGUGGGCAGCGCGGCUGAAGAGAAAGGCGGAUUGGUAUCUGAUGCCUAUGGGGAGGAUGACUUUUCUCGUCUAGGUGGUGAUGAAGAUGGUUAUGAAGAAGAAGAGGAUGAGAACAGUAGACAGUCGGAAGAUGACGAUUCAGAGACUGAAAAACCUGAGGCUGAUGACCCAAAGGAUAAUACAGAAGCAGAAAAGCGAGACCCCCAGGAACUCGUGGCCUCCUUUUCUGAAAGAGUUCGGAACAUGUCGCCUGAUGAAAUCAAGAUCCCGCCAGAACCCCCUGGCAGAUGUUCAAAUCACUUACAAGACAAGAUCCAGAAGCUUUAUGAACGAAAGAUAAAGGAGGGAAUGGAUAUGAACUACAUUAUCCAAAGGAAGAAAGAAUUUCGGAACCCCAGCAUCUACGAGAAGCUGAUCCAGUUCUGUGCCAUUGACGAGCUUGGCACCAACUAUCCAAAGGAUAUGUUUGAUCCCCAUGGCUGGUCUGAGGACUCAUACUAUGAGGCAUUAGCCAAGGCCCAGAAAAUCGAGAUGGACAAAUUAGAAAAGGCCAAAAAGGAGCGAACAAAAAUUGAAUUUGUGACAGGCACCAAGAAAGGCACCACAACCAAUGCCACGGCCACCACCACUACCACCGCCAGCACAGCUGUUGCAGAUGCUCAAAAGAGAAAGAGCAAGUGGGACUCGGCCAUCCCAGUGACAACGAUAGCCCAGCCCACCAUCCUCACCACCACGGCCACCCUGCCAGCUGUUGUCACGGUCACCACCAGCGCCAGCGGCUCCAAGACCACCGUCAUCUCUGCUGUGGGCACUAUUGUGAAGAAGGCCAAGCAGUGACCUGAGGGGCUACCCUAGGACUUGAAAGGACCAUGCAGCCCAGUGACCACUGCCCAAUGGGAGGUGCCACUUUGUAUAUUUCAGGACUGGGAACUGCUCCCCAGAUGCCACCUGAGAGGAACUUCUUUGUGGCAUUCCAUCCAGAAGGACAUGCAGCGUGGGAGCCGGGCACUGUGGACAGGGUCUGUCCGCGCACCACCUGGGAUCUGUUGCCCAUUAAAAGUGCCGUAUUUUUACCUCUUGGCA
Molecule: messenger RNA, 1423 nt
Organism: Sapajus apella (tufted capuchin)
Lineage: Eukaryota; Metazoa; Chordata; Mammalia; Primates; Cebidae
Gene: SAP30BP
Product: SAP30 binding protein
Exons: 11
Coding region: 251-1177 (308 amino acids)
Biological process (GO): regulation of DNA-templated transcription
Cellular component (GO): nucleus
Source: RefSeq, a predicted model, not a curated record